GUGCGCCUCCUGGCAGUGGUAGUUGCUGUGUGCGGCCUGGCCCUGGUGGCAGUUUUCCUCCUUCUCUUUUGGAAGCUGUGCUGGGUUCCCUGGAGGAACAAGGCCGUUUGUCCCAGCCCGGCCGUGGCGCAGAGCCAGGAGAACAUGGCGGACAAGCUGAAGGACAGGGGCGCCAUCAGCUUCCUGGAGGCCGCGGUGAAGAUCAGCCACACGUCGCCAGACAUCCCCGCAGAGGUCCAGAUGUCCAUGAAAGACCACCUCAUGCGGCGCACGCGGAUCCAGAGGCAGACAACGGAGCCCGCGUCUUCCACCAGGCACAUCUCCUUCAAAAGGCACCUUCCUCGGCAAAUGCACGUAUCCAGCAUGGACUAUGGCAUGGACCCGCCGGCUGUGGCCGAGCAGCCCACCAGCAUCGGUCGCAUUAAGCCUGAGCUCUAUAAGCAAAAAUCUGUUGACUCUGAGGACCCCAAAAAAGAGGCAGCAAAGACCUGUGGGAAAAUUAACUUCACCCUCAAGUAUGACUACGAGAACGAGACACUGACUGUCCGGAUUCUCAGGGCGUUUGACUUGCCAGCCAAAGACUUCUGCGGCAGCUCAGAUCCCUACGUGAAGAUCUACCUCCUGCCCGACAGGAAGCGCAAGUUCCAGACACGAGUCCACAGGAAGACCCUGAAUCCCACCUUCGAUGAGUCCUUCCACUUCCCCGUGCCCCACGAGGAGCUGACGAGCAGGAAGCUCCACCUGAGCGUCUUUGACUUUGACAGGUUCUCCAGGCACGACAUGAUAGGAGAAGUCAUCUUGGAGAACCUGUUCGAGGCCUCGGACCUUUCCCGGGAGACGUCCAUCUGGAAGGACAUCCAGUAUGCGACCACGGAAAGCGUGGACCUGGGAGAGAUCAUGUUUUCCCUUUGUUAUUUGCCAACUGCAGGUCGCCUCACCUUAACCGUCAUUAAAUGCAGGAAUCUCAAAGCUAUGGAUAUCACUGGUUACUCAGAUCCAUAUGUGAAAGUGUCUUUGCUCUGUGAUGGGCGAAGACUGAAAAAGAAGAAAACCACCAUAAAGAAAAACACGCUUAAUCCCACUUACAAUGAAGCAAUAAUCUUUGACAUCCCCCCAGAGAACAUGGAUCAAGUCAGUCUGCUUAUCUCCGUCAUGGAUUACGAUCGGGUGGGUCACAACGAGAUCAUCGGGGUUUGCCGCGUGGGCGUCAGUGCCGAGGGCCUGGGCAGGGACCACUGGAACGAGAUGCUGGCGUACCCACGCAAGCCCAUCGCGCACUGGCAUCCAUUAGUGGAGGUGAAGAAGUCUUUCAAAGAGUGGCAAGGCCGGGCAGCGAGCUUUGACAGCCAGGGUUCCUGUCCCUCGCCCAAACCACCACCCACGCCGUGAUGCAGGGAGCGGCGAGCGAAACGGGACUAAACCGAGUUAUUUCUGCGCUUGGCCUGCAGUCUCAGUAAUCUGUGGCCGAGUGGCAGUGGCAGCAGCGAGACUUUC
Molecule: messenger RNA, 1494 nt
Organism: Mesitornis unicolor (brown roatelo)
Lineage: Eukaryota; Metazoa; Chordata; Aves; Mesitornithiformes; Mesitornithidae
Gene: SYT6
Product: synaptotagmin VI
Exons: 6
Coding region: 145-1389 (414 amino acids)
Biological process (GO): regulation of calcium ion-dependent exocytosis; regulation of dopamine secretion; cellular response to calcium ion
Cellular component (GO): membrane
Molecular function (GO): syntaxin binding; phosphatidylserine binding; clathrin binding
Source: RefSeq, a predicted model, not a curated record